UAGAAGGGAUGUUUCUUCAUUUCCUGAAAGAACUGGAAAAUGACAGCAACAAAUUCCAAUGGAAGGGAUCCUUCCAGAGAUGACAGCCUGGAGAGAUUAAAUUACUUUAAAAAAGAUGACUUUGAAAAUGACUGGGACAAAGUGGCCGAGCACAAGUUUGGUCGAGUCUAUAAGGUGAAGCUUAAACUCUGGCGGCAAACAUGUGCCCUAAAGACCAUGACCAGUGACUACAGGAACAUGAUAAAUAUGUCUAAAAUUGGCAACAUGAAAUUCAAUUAUUUAAUCUUCAUUUACGGAAUAAGCAAAGAUCCACCUGUUUUAGUGAUGGAAUAUAUGAGCAAAGGAUCCCUGGACAACAUCCUCAACAGUCAUGUCUUAAUGUGGCCCAAGAAGUUUCAAAUGAUCCAUGAAGUAACCAUGGGCAUGAAUUUUCUGCACAGUCUUAAGCCUCCCAUUCUUCAUUUGAAUUUAAAACCAGCCAACAUCCUUCUUGAUGAUCAUCUGCAUGUGAAGAUUUCAGAUUUUGGCCUCAUUAAAUGGGAGGAGUUCUCUAGGAUGACGGAAUUCGUUGAACACCUAUCUGCUCGAGGAAACAUACAUUAUGUACCUCCAGAGACCUUUACCCAGAAUCCUGAACCCCCUGGAACCAAGUAUGAUGUAUACAGCUUUUCUAUUGUUAUGUGGGAAAUUCUCUCUCAACAGCGCUCAUAUCAAGGGCUGAGUAUGACAGAAAUAUUAAUCAGAGUGUCAACUGGCAAAAGGCCUAGUGUUGAGAAGAUCCCCGAAGACAAGCCCCCAGAGUGCCACGACAUGAUUGGUGUCAUGGAGCAAUCCUGGCACCAAGACUGCAACCAGCGACCUGCUUUCUCCGAGACAGUUCGGUUGACUGAAGUCCUUAGUGAAGUCCUGAAAAUCCCAGACACAAAGUCACGGGGUGAGAUAAGGAAGAGUCUGACUAAACAGAUUUGGCUGAAUGCAUCAAACAAAACUGCUGACACUUCAGGCAACACAAGUAUUUACUCUCUCCUUGUAAAAAAGGACUUUGAGUCUUUUAAGAAAGUUCUAAAAAAAGAGCAUGUAGCGAUGCUCUUCAAAGACAAUGACUCUCUUCUUCACCAUGCUGUGGCAAGUGGGGACAAAGAAAGUGUGCAGAUGGUCCUGAAUCUGGGAGCCUCUGUGAACUGCCAGAGUGUAAAAGGCUACACCCCUCUAAUCAUCGCAGUCCUGCACAAGUAUUAUGAGAUCUGCAGCCUACUGACAGACUGUGGGGCUGAUACCACCCUCAGCGAUGGUGACCAAUGGACCGCGCUGCAUUUCGCCACCCAGGCUGGUGAUGACAGAACCACUCGCCUUUUGUUAAACAAUAAGGCGAGAGCUGAUGCCAAGGAGAAGGAUGGAUGGACGCCUUUGCACUUAGCUGCUCAGAACGGCCACGAGAACAUCGUGAGGAUUUUGCUCCCACGUCUGGAUAGUGUGGAUGAGCAAGAGCGCCAAUCUGGCCGAACGGCACUUCACGUGGCUUGUGUUUAUGGCCAUGUAAAUAUAGUCAAGCUCUUGCUCAAACAAGGAGCUGAUGUAAACAAAGCAGAUAACUUUCAGUCCACAUCUCUACACCUGGCAGCAGAUGGGGGGCACUUCAGAGUAGUGCAUUUGCUGAUGAAUGAGAAAGCUGAUUUGCAAAAAUUUGAUGAUCAAAGCUACAGUCCCCUUCACUUUGCCGCUCUCAAAGGAUACGCAGGUAUCUGCAGACUCUUACUGAGUAAAGGAGUAGACCCUGACAGCAGAACCCAUCAGAACUGGACAGCCAUGCACCUGGCAUCCCUAAAGGGCCAUCCCGAGACUGUUCUUGUUUUGGAGGAGCACCACGGCUCAGUCAACGUCCAAGGGAAGGAUGGUUGGACACCUCUACACCUGGCCUGCCAUCAUGGACAGGAGGAAGUGGUUUCAGUCCUAUUAGCAGCAGGUGCUGACCCAAACUUGGCAGAGGAUAAUGGUUGGACACCCCUUCACCUGGCCUGUAACAGUAGCUGCUUCCCUAGUGUCCUACAGCUGAUAUCACAUCAAGCCAAUGUGAAUGCCCUGAACAAUAACCAGUCGACACCAUUACAUUUAGCUGCCCAGCUCAGCAACAUCCCCAUUAUCAAAGCUCUGCUAAUGAAUAAUGCACAGCAAGGUAUGCUGGACUCUAAAGGAUGUACUGCCUUAACCAUGGCUCAACGAGGCAACAACACAGAAGCUGUACAGUUACUGGACAGCUAGUACAGAGGUUGAGAUACAGAGAGCAAGCCACGCUCGGUGACAGAUAACUCCACCAUUAAAAGGAGUCAAGCAUUGAUUUCUACUAUUGAUUUCUUCCCUCUGCAAAGCCUGUUCUUAUAAACACAGUCACUGCUCUUGAUUUAGAUUCCAAGAAUUUAACACAUUUGUAUGGGUUUAGUCAACAGCUCAGGUGUAAUGUAAGUAUUUGGAAUGAAUCAAAAAUAUUACAUUUAACACCAUCAGUACAUAUAUUUGUUGAAUAUUUUUCAGGGUAUAAAUGUGUUUACCACAAAGUGUGGGAUGUUGAUACCUUCAGUAAUUAUGUAUUUUAUUUUAUUUAUUGCUUUUAUACUUGUUAUGUCAUGUUCCCUUGAUCUGUAUACAGUAAUAAUGUAAUGCUGAAAAAAUCAUAACCAUUCAUGGCAUUCAAAUGGAAUGCUACUUUCACGGACAAAAGCAAAAAAACUUGUUUGACAACAUGCUUCUCGCUUCCUAACAUGCGUCUGCUCUUGUUGGACAGUUUUGUCCAAAGUACAUGAACAUUACCAAAUGCUUGUAAAACAGCUUGGUGGAAUGUCUCUACCCCAUUUUAUACUGCCCUACUAAUGCAAAAUGCAGUGACUACAAUACUGAGGAAAAGACCCCAUUUUCACUAGUUAUUAAGAUGCAUUUUUGGUGGUCGGAUCACAUGUGGUCAGUGCAAAAUACAGGUCUAAAUGGGGUCUAAAACAUAUUGUGAUUGGAUCACAAAAAAACUCAUACCAAUGUGGGCAAAAAUGCAUCUGAAUGUAUCACAUUUGAGGUGUAAACACUAAUCCAUCCUGCAUACUUCCCGGUAGCAGCGAAGCACCACCCGUCACCUGUCAGUCAACCACUGUGCUAAAACAAAAGUUUAAACUUUGCCGAUUAUGAGCGGUUUUAAAAGGAAAUAACCAUUUAAUCGGGGGAAAAAAAAUGAAAAGCUGAUAUAUACACAAGCACGAGAACUUCACAGGUCUUCUUCAGUGUGUCUCAUAUCAACAUGCAGAGGGACCCUGCAAAUUCUGUAAUUACUGUUUUACAUUUGCAUGGCUUUAUGUCGUGGAUAACAGUCGAAGAUUGUUGUCUCUUUGCAAGAAAUCUCUCAGAGUCAGAGGUUCCAAAGGUCAGGGGUAUAACUUUAUUAAGCGUUCAAUAAACCUGAGAAGGCCAGCUGUGCAUUCUGUCUUCCAGUUCCAGCCUCUCAGGUGUUAUUCACUUCUGCUAUCUACCUUGAAACUAUAAAUCAUUCAACUUUCUGACUUCUAGCCAAUGAGCUUGCAUCUUAGUUUACCACCAUUGACUUCUCUCUAUUGGUGGAAACUUAAUGCUUGCUUUGUUUUUUAAAAACAUGUCUUGUAUAUCUAAUUUCUAUACAAUAGUCAUAUUCUCUGUAUACAAAGAGCAUCUAUUUCUUGUUCUAUGUGUUGGCUGAACAUGUGACAUACAACUGAUCGUUGGCUGGACUUGUGAUAUACAUCUGUCCAUCACAUGCAUCAGUUUCUUGUUUGUUAACAUUCAUUGAAAAUAUACCAUAUGUGCAGUCGUAAAUAUUUUUUCAACAUCGUACUGGUGCUAUACUGGCAAAGCAUAUUUAAAUGAAUGUGAUGUCAACACAUAACUGAAAUGCACACAUUUGUAUCUGAAUUUAAAUUACAGUACAUUAUUCAUAUCAGAAUAUGAUUUAAAAGCUUAAAUAUGUACUUCAUUGCAGUAAUUUCACAUUUUGUCUUGCUUGUUGAAGAAGAGAACCAGUAAUGAGUAUUCUGAGCUGUUGAAACAAACAUCUGAAUAACAGAAUUGCUCUUAUAUUCACAAGGUUCCUCCUUGCUUUUAUCCUAGUGUAUGUUAAUUAAACAUCAAUACCUUGUGAAGGAAUUUUUUACAUAUACAUCUCAUUGUCACACACUGCAGUUUGGUCUGCAGCCUCUCCACUGUAAUGUACAUAACAUUUUCAAUAUUCAAUUCCUCAUUAAAGUCUGCAAAAGAACAAUUGCUUUCACAAACAUGUCUACUGCAUGUCUUCUCUGUUGAUGUAACCCUAAUUGGUAAGCUGUUAUUUAAAAUUAAAUUGUCUUCUUUUAAUAGCAUUUUUCUCAUGCCGGUUUUUUUCCUGCAGAGGGAUUUACUGUAAAGAAACAAUAAAACAGUAACCUCACAUGGGAUUA
Molecule: messenger RNA, 4445 nt
Organism: Xyrauchen texanus (razorback sucker)
Lineage: Eukaryota; Metazoa; Chordata; Actinopteri; Cypriniformes; Catostomidae
Product: ankyrin repeat and protein kinase domain-containing protein 1-like
Exons: 8
Coding region: 40-2259 (739 amino acids)
Biological process (GO): protein phosphorylation
Molecular function (GO): protein binding; ATP binding; protein kinase activity
Source: RefSeq, a predicted model, not a curated record